Messenger RNA from Hibiscus syriacus, 1503 nucleotides. RefSeq lists its product as uncharacterized. The transcript is spliced from 3 exons. The coding region runs from base 189 to 1289 and encodes 366 amino acids. NCBI's taxonomy places the organism in Eukaryota, Viridiplantae, Streptophyta, Magnoliopsida, Malvales, Malvaceae. The record is from RefSeq and is a predicted model, not a curated record.
CUUCUCCACCGGUCCAUCCAAAACACUCGAAAACAACAGAAAGGCUUCGAGGAAAUGAAUCCCAUAGUUUCUGGGGUGGAGAAAAUAAAGGAGUUCGUCAACGACUUCAUUAAAGGCCGUGAUUACUCAUCUCGCCGCAGUCCGAUUGAAAUCCUGAAAAGGUGCAACGAGAAUCAUUUUCAGACCUGAUGAAGCUCCGAGAACGACAAGACAGAGUCGAACGUUUACUUUCGUUUUACAAAGCAUCGAAAGGGAAUCCAUUACAAGGAUCGAAUACCCUUUUGAGAGGGGAAGUUGAUUUCAUGGCGGCCGUAUUGCUAAUGUCAAAUGCUGACGACGGACAUUGGGACGGGGUUGGUCGGACGGAAUUCAUAACUAGGGUCAAUUCCAAGUUUCGAUUCGAAACGACCUUUGGUGAUAAAGAUACCUUGGGGGUUGAAUUUAUGGCUAAUCAGAAGGGGAUUGGAGAUAACGUUGGAGAUGUAUAUGGAACCCCACUUACGCUAUCUAAGUUGUUUUAUAAAGGAAAUACCGGUGAUUGGUUUUCUGCUAUGGUAAUUCCAUUUGGAGCUCAGUUUAGAGAUUUGGAUGUUGCCUCGGAAUUCUCCCUUCAGGAUGACAAGGGCCUCACUGAUUUAUCAUUAUCAUUGGGACCACCUCUAUUGCAUCAGCAUAGUGGAGGUGCUAUUGGGGUGGCAAUGAGAAGGUCGAAUAUAAUUGCUUCGUUUGCUCAAUCGGUAUGUGGAAUGGGAAAUGAUGAGCAUUGCUUCUGUACUUUUGGACAAGUCGUUUGUCAACUUCCGAUAAGAUUGAAACUCUCGCUUUUAGGCCUUCGCCGAGGGCCUAAAUUGGUAAGUCGUAAUUUCCGCCUUGGAGCCCAUGCGAUUCCACUUGGCUUGUCUAGUCAUGUUGAAGAUUCUGAUACAGUGAUCGAGGCGCCUCUUCUGCCUUUGACAACAAACACCCCAGAUGGAUCUAUUGCCCUGAAGCUGGAGUCAGAACUUGAUGAAUACCAAAGACUUGGAGGUUGGAUUGAGAUGAAACUAGCAAAUCCUAGAGUUUUACAAUGGGCUGUUAAUUUGUCUGAUUCUUCGGAGGAUGUAUUUGGUUGGGGUGUGAGUGUUGGGGGCACCGUUAAAGGUCCCAGAAAUUGGGACCACUAUCAGAUUGAAUCAUAUGUGAAACUUAACCUGGGUAAGAGAUUUAGCUUGAAGCCAGGUGUUGCUUAUGUAGUAGAUGGAAAUUCCAGAACCCUGGCUCUUGUGCUUCGGUCUGACUGUUACAUCUAAUUACCACUUUUUCUGAAAGGUAGGAGUUUCUGAAUUUUGUUGGAAGUCCUUUGUUUUGGGGAAGUUCAAUUUUUUUUGUUAGGCAUAUAAGUUGCAGCAUCUAUUUUAACCAUAUUUUAUUCUUUGGAGCUAUUGCUUUUAUAGUCUUAGAGAAGAACGAGCUUUUCUUGAUGUACUCCAUAUUAAUUUCAAGAUUUCUAUUUAAUCUUACAUG